AUGGUUUUGACUGUUGGCUCUGUGAUUUGGAGAAGAAUUGGCAAAGUAUCCAAUGACAUGCAUGGAACACGAGAAGGGGUCUUUCAUAAUGGAUUUCUUCACUGGGUUUGUCGCUGUACGGAGGGUUUUUUCAUACGUGCAUUUGAUGUUGAACGCGAGGGUUUCAAGGAUUUACCAAUGCCCCCUUAUUAUUUCCAUCCCGAUUCUAUACCUCGAAUGCGAGUCUUAGGAGGUUCACUUUCUGUAAGUGAUGGCCGCACGCUUUGGGUAAUGAAAGAGUACGGCGUCAAGAGGUCUUGGACCAAAGAGCUUGAAAUUGGACAUGAUACAAUUUAUCCUAAUGACCCAUAUGGGUCCUAUAUACGAUGUGUUUCAGUUUUGAAAUUUACAGAGGGGAAGGUUUUGUUGUUAGCAAACACUAAUUUGUGCCUCUAUACUCCAGAAACAAGGACCCUUGUGAGGGUUGAGAUUGAUGGGAUGCCAUCAGGGGGCUUCCGUUUCGUGGCAGACCAUAUUCCGAGCUUUGUUUCUCCGAAGGAUAUUAUCAAGGAUUACCUCUCCAAAGUACCUAGUUAA
Rosa chinensis is the source of this 576-nucleotide messenger RNA. RefSeq names its product F-box protein At3g07870. The transcript has a single exon. Bases 1 to 576 code for a protein of 191 amino acids. The record is from RefSeq and is a predicted model, not a curated record. Lineage: Eukaryota; Viridiplantae; Streptophyta; Magnoliopsida; Rosales; Rosaceae.